Messenger RNA from Leucoraja erinaceus (little skate), 12983 nucleotides. RefSeq lists its product as uncharacterized. The coding region runs from base 3060 to 4118 and encodes 352 amino acids. Lineage: Eukaryota; Metazoa; Chordata; Chondrichthyes; Rajiformes; Rajidae. The transcript is spliced from 9 exons. The record is from RefSeq and is a predicted model, not a curated record.
AUCCACGAUGUAUAUGGUGCCAAGUUAAACUGUCUGCCUACACCAAAUCUAUAUCUGUCCCUUCCCUGCAUAUCCAUCUGCCUAUCUAAAAGCCACUUAACCACCACUAUCAUAUCUGCCUCCACCACCCCUACCUGGUAGAGGAUUCAGGACAUCCAUCAUUCUUCAUCAACAGCAAGAUGCCUCCAUAUCAGUGCUUUUUUAAAGUGAUAAACGAUUUACAAAAUAGUUUGCGUUCUACUGACACUGGUCCAAUUCAAGGGUCUCGACCCGAAACAUCGCCCAUUUCUUCUCUCCAGGGAUUCUGCCUGUCCCGCUGAGUUACUCCACCACUUUGUGUCUACCUCCCAAUUCGUUACGUGUUUGAUCCUGGUAACAACUUCUCUUUUGAGAAGCAAGGAGAUGGAAGAAUUACAUUUCAUGUUUAUCUUCACUCAUUACAAUUCUAUGGACGACAGUGAUCGCAACUUCUACUGACGUGUGGAUGGCCGUUGGCUCGCUAGAACAGGUCUUGUUUUUGGUCCUGCUGGGGGUCCACAGACCCCUCCUCACCCAGCAAACCAGGUGGGGGAGACGGUUUAGUCGCCGGCUAUCCGACCAUGGAGCAGGUAUCACGGGAUUACAUGGUACCUUAUUAUUGAAGCAGAAAUCUUCAAAGAUGGGAGGACUUUUUGCUGACUUAAGGUCAAACUAAUUUCCAUGGAAACGGAUGCCUAAGUAGGCAUUCCCCAUGUAGUAUACAGCAUGGGAGAGGACACACAGAACAUGACAAGCUAAUGGAAAGGGGAGGACAAGAACUCGAGCUAAACCAGGCCAUGAUGCAACCAGCAUGCUCCGUCAGUACUAUCCGUCUCAGCAGGCCAGUUGCACCCAUAGUUUCAACUCAUGGACUACCGCCUUUGUGAUACCCUCUAAAUAAUGCAGUGCUGGCAUCUGAGCUUCUGAAUCGUGUUGCAAAAUCAAGUGACGGUGUCUCUUCACCAUCCCUGUCUCAGACUGUUUCUCCACUGCCUGUCCAGGUUACAGAUCUUGGCUCACUGAAAGACAUGAAAGGUUUGUUGUGCAAGGAGGCAGCAAGAGAUACAGUUUGUAAAUCACUAGAGUGCAGGAUAUAGGGAGAUGAGAUGUGAGAAGAAGGAUGAGAUAUGAGGUUAGACGUAUAUAAAAUGAUGGGAGGCAUUGAUUUGGGAGACAGUCAGAACUUGUUUCUCAGGCAGAAAUGUCAAAGACUAGCGAGCAUAGCUUUAAGGUAAGAGGAGCAAAGUUUCAAAGAGAUGUGCGGGCAAGUUUUUUACAGAGAGUAGUGGGCGCCUAGAAAAUGCUGCAGGGGGUGGUGGUGGAGGUAUUUAUAAUAGUGAUAUGUAAGAGGUUUUUAUAUAGGCACGUGGAUAUGCAGAGAAUGGAGGGAUAUCGGAAGGUAGAGGAGUUGAGUUUAACUUUGCAUCAUAUUUGGAAUUGACAUCGUGGGCCGAAGGGCCUGUUCCUGUACUGUACUCUUCUACGUUCUAUGAUUGGAACAUUUCAAUGGCUUGAAUCUCACUGCAGGCCUCAUUGUCAGCACCAUGUCCUCUGUGCAUGUUAGGGCACCCUCGUCUCUCCACCCUCUCCCGGUGGCUCCUGCUCCUUCUGUUUGUACCAUCUUGUAUUGAGAGAGAGACACGAGUGUUAUGCUGUCUGUUUGCCCAUUAAGAUUGAAUGCAGGUCUAUGUCAAUGAUGCCGGUCUGAGGACUGCAGCAGUCCCGAGUGCUUGAGAGUUUGGUGACGUGGACGGAUAUUCAGAAUGAAACCUGACUGAAGGAGAAUGCUGGUUGGUUUGUGAUGAGAUCAUGGUGCAUUGAGCAGUAUUGGAGAUUAGUCAAGUCAGGUCCAGUCAAGGAAGUUAAUUGUCAUGUGUCCCAGAUAGGACAAUGAAAUUCUUGCAUUAGUGUUCAAUUAUUGAUGGGAGAUGAGAAUGGGAUUGGCAUUGGUUUAUUCUUGCCACAUGUAGCGAGAUUCAGUGAAAAGCUUUUGUGUAUGUGAUAUUCAAUUUAAGGGCCUGUCCCACUUUCACAACCUACUACACGACCUCUGCCGAGUUUGCCCUUGACUCAUACUUGCAGCAUGGUCAUCAUGAGGCCCUAGGAGGUUGUAGGAGGUCGCAGGUAGGUCGUAGCAGGCCGUGAUGCUAGUCGUAGGUACUCGUGGCAUCAAGGAAGUCGUGGCGUUUUUCUGGCCUGAUAAAAAAUGUCCACGAGUAAAAAAGGUUGUGAAUUAGGUCGUGAAAGUGGGACAGACCCUUAAAUCAGAUAAUACCACGUGUGAAUGCAAUCGAGCCAUACACACGUAUAGCAGGAAAUGCGAAGAGAAAAAUCACAGUAUUAACGUAAAAAAUACCAGUAUUAUAGCAUGGUUACAGAUACAUAGAAACACUCCAAGGUCUUCAACCAGAUCAGUGGAGAGAUGAGAACUACAAUACAAUGACGUGUUCUUAAGUAGUUUUCUGUUUAUAGUAGUAUGUAGUUUGAUCAGUAUUCCAAUUGUGUAAUAAGACCCAAUUCUUUUUAUCAGAAAUUUUGGGACAUCUCCCUGAACUUAACACCCACAAGUACAUAUGUUUGUCAUGCAACAUUUCUUCAAUUUCCAUUGUCUAAUCAAUUCAGAAGCAGUCAAGACAUUCAAUUAUCUCUUUUCGUAUUUUUCAAUUUCAUUUCUAAUUCAGUGUUUAUCCAGCACUUUUCUUGACUCCCUUGCACGAUGUUAUCAGCACUUCCCCAUUUCUAAACCCUAAUCCUCUCUGCAGAAUAAGGCCAACGGGCUAUUUACCUUCCCAACCAUCCGCAGUCCCUGCCUGACAAUCUUCCACAAUUUGUGCGCUCCUGUCAGCCUGUCCCUGAGAUCUGAGCAACAGCCUUGGACUUUAACAACACGUAUCACCUUACAAACCUUGCAUUUUGGAGGAGGGACCCAUAAGGGAGGAGACUUGUCGCUUUAGCCCAGAGACUGCAGCAGACCCUGCUGGACUUCAGCCCCUAGCGCAAAAUGUACGGAGAGUGAGCAGCAGUUAUUGCAGGUGGAGAGAAUGAAAAGAAACGAGAGAUUAGCCCUCUCGUCCUUCUCCAUGGCCUCGAUCACAUCUGGGAACAUUGCUCCAACCAGGCAACGUACAUCCUGCCAUCGGCCUGGCUUUGGAGGGAACGCGAGACCUGUGUAUCUCCGAGCUCUCACACUCAGUGACACUCCAGGUGUAGAUGGAGAAGGGGGAUAUUUCUUACUAGAAGACCUCCAUCAGCUGGUCAAGCCGAUCGCAGCUCACAACCAGGUCAGUGGAAGGGACCUCCCCAUCACUGCCCGCAAGCAGAGGCCAGCCCGUCCAAGAUUGGCACCCGACCCCCAACAAUCAGCCCUACCUCCAUCCAGAGCCAUCUACCGCUCUGCUUACUCCAGCCCUUUGCGGGGGCCUCCGGGAUUUCCAAGCAAGAUCAAGACGUCUGACUUGACAGGGUGGUCCUCCUCCUUGGGAGACAACCGCAUCAGGAGCAGACAGAUUCAAGUGUCCCAUGCCCUGCAAGACACGUGGAAGAUCCUAAAGGCAGCCAACCGGUCCAAUGUCCACAUCUCCAUGCUGUACCUUGGGACUGGGUCAACGGUUUCCACUCAGAAUCCCAAUCAUCAAGAUGAAGUGAAGGUGUUUCAGCAAAUCUGUGGAGCCGAGAAUAUUUGUGUGUACAAGGGACAUCUCGUUCAUAGAGAACAAUUCCAGUUCGUUUCAAGACGACACUUUGCUUUUCUGUUCAGCGUCACGAUCCACGUGAACGGGCUGGUGGCUGCCCGCAUCAGCUGGUGCUGUGAGCACAAGUACCCUGUUGGCUUCCAGCUGGGAAAGCGAAGCUGCUUCCGUCUGAUGGGCAUUAGAGGAGGAAUACCCUGCCACAGGUGUCUGAAGGCCUGGCCCUACCAAGGACAUGGGAGUAAGCAGAAGGCAGAUGUAACACAGCCUGGGAGAGAGACUGACUUCAACGACCAAGAUGAGAGGUCACAACAAGGCAAGGAGUACAGUGUGUUCCUGAUCAAUAUGACCCGCAAUGUUUUAAAGCAAUUAGGGGCGCUUAGCAGGAAAGUAACGCGUGCAGUGGGAUGAGAAUUAGUACAGAGGGAUGAGAAUUACAAUGCUCAUGGUUUCUCUAUCCUGGUUUUGAUCGAGAGAACAAGUUCGGCCCUAGUCCAUCGAGCAGAAUAACCUGAGAGGGAACAUGUGGAAGGAAGGCAACCGUAAGUGAGGAUGUGAUGACACCAACUUGGUUGUAAAUGCCCAUAAGACCUGGGUGUCAUGGUACACCAGUCAUUGAAAGUAGGCAUGCAGGUGCAUCAGGCAGUGAAGAAAGCGAAUGGUAUGUUAGCAUUCAUUGCAAAAGGAUUUGAGUAUAGGAGCAGGGAGGUUCUACUGCAGUUGUACAGGGUCUUGGUGAGACCACACCUGGAGUAUUGCGUACAGUUUUGGUCUCCAAAUCUGAGGAAGGACAUUAUUGCCAUAGAGGGAGUGCAGAGAAGGUUCACCAGACUGAUUCCUGGGAUGUCAGGACUGUCUUUUGAAGAAAGACUGGAUAGACUUGGUUUAUACUCUCUAGAAUUUAGGAGAUUGAGAGGGGAUCUUAUAGAAACUUGCAAAAUUCUUAAGGGGUUGGACAGGCUAGAUGCAGGAAGAUUGCUCCCAAUGUUGGGGAAGUCCAGGACAAGGGGUCACAGCUUAAGGAUAAGGGGGAAAUUCUUUAAAACCGAGAUGAGAAGAACUUUUUUCACACAGAGAGUGGUGAAUCUCUGGAACUCUCUGCCACAGAGGGUAGUCGAGGCCAGUUCAUUGGCUAUAUUUAAGAGGGAGUUAGAUGUGGCCCUUGUGGCUAAGGGGAUCAGGAGGUAUGGAGAGAAGGCAGGUACGGGAUACUGAGUUGGAUGAUCAGCCAUGAUCAUAUUGAAUGGCGGUGCAGGCUCGAAGGGCCGAAUGGCCUACUCCUGCACCUAAUUUCUAUGUUUCUAUAAGAGGAAGAGAAGAAUGAGGGAAAUGUGGGAAAUCUGGGCUUGAAGAUGUUGGGGAAAGAGAAAAUAUUUCAAUGGGGUUCAGUGUUGAUUGGAUGUGGUGAGGGCAUUAACAAUUUGGCUCCAGGUACUGCCGCUCAUUGGCUGAUUGGAAUGACACUAUGGUGAUGGGUUUUGCCAUCUCUCAGCAGCUUACACUUCCAAUUUCAGGUAUGUGGAGUCACACAGCAUGAAACAAAACCUCUGAACGUGCAAACUCCUUAUAGACUGUACCCAAGGCCAGGAUAGAACCCAGGUCCCUGGCGCUGUGAGGCAGCAUCUCUACCAGGUGUGCCACAGUGCUAGUUGGCGUUGUGUAGCGUUCAAGAGCCUGAUAGUUGUUGGGAAGAAGCAGUUCUCGAUACUCGCAUUAAAACAAAUUGCUUUACAUUCUUCCAGCCUCCACUCCUCACUCCCAACAACUGGAAAUGUUGGCAAGAUCAGUGCCGGCAAUGUCAAAGUCCAGCUUCCUCAGGAGUGACGUGGGAGAGAACAAGAUGAUGAUGAGUGAUGGUUCCUCCAGCAACUCGAACUAUAAAGCCCCGACCUCAAUGAAGACUCCAGCCUCUUCAGGAGCGAGGAGAUGGAAAUCAAGCCAGUCUUGUGAUACGGACCAGCGAACCACAAACGUCAAGAGUGCUUACCUCUUCCAUGAUGCUUCGAAUACAAAAAUGUCCUCACAAAUCCCAGGGUUUGACAGCGGAGGUAGAGCAUACAGGAGAAACAAUCUAAUGAGGAGGAUAUGUCAAGGAGCAGAGAGAAUGGAUAAUACUGGGUACAGCAGAAAGCAGGUUAACCCAGAAUCUUCCAGCGAUGGUGAAAACACCAGACGUAAACUGUUUGAGAAUCAAAGAAGGUCAUGGAAGAAAGAUACUUCAGAUGCAGGUGCAGGAAGCAGUGAUCAGGAAAGUGGGGACAGUGGUGCCUCAAGGAAAGGCAGCAGGGUGAAGAAGAAAAUAAAGAGGAAGAGGGGAAGGAAACGGGAGGCAAGGGAGGAAAUUGAGACAAGGUUUGGUGACCGUGCGGAUGGAGAUGAAGGGAAGAAGACACGGGGCAGAGGGAGAAGGCUGAAGACAAGAAAUAAUCUGGAAGACCAAAUUCCUGCCUCGGUAACGCAGAGAGACGCAGUGGAAGAUGGUUCGCCCACGGAUGUCUCUAAGGCAGAACCAGCUGCACGGGUUCAGGUGAAGCUUGCCUCAGCCCUCAAACGUGCUGAGGCCACGUGGCCUGAGGCAGCGCACAGCGUCACGAGUGAGGCCAGUGGCGGCGAAAACUGGAAGGAGAGUGAGAGAGGAAAGAAACCGCCCGCACAUGGAAGGCAACCGACAACGUGUAGGUUUUACAAGUGUGGGAAGCGGGAGAUGUGUUAACGGUGAAUCUAAAAGUGGCAGGUGGGAAAAGUCUGGUCCAACCGGCCCACCCAACCGCUCAACCUCUGGACCAUUAUUGCAAAAGACUCCAUUCAGACCCCUCCUACCAUCAUGUGGUCACCAACAUUUAGCAAGAUGGUACGGCAGCAUGGCAACUCUUUGUGUGCAGGUCCCAUUGAAGGGUCGACCAUCAUGCGGUACAACCAUCUUCUCUUAUUGAUCUCAGAUUGGAGCAGAUUUGAGCCAACUCUACAAACAGCAAAAACAUGCGACAGGUCAUGAGUCAUGGGUCAUGGGCCAUGGGUCAUGGGUCAUCAGGCAGAGAAUGGGACAGAUGAUGUCACCGAGGCUAAUUUAGUUUGUAUGAACAAAAACUAAACUUGGAAUCAUAUACGAUAUUAAGGAUGAAACUGUCAAUAACCAUACAACUAAAUAACUAUAACCAGAUAACUGUAUUCGGCACUCUUUCUCGUUGUCUUUCUCUUUGCACACUUGUUGAAUCUCAUGCACGGUUUAAUUGUACUCGUGAUUGCUAUGAUUUAUCUAGAUUGUACACUAAACAAAGUUCACCGUAUCUUGGUACAGGUGACCACGAUACACCAAUACCAAUAUUAACUGAUGGAGUGAGGCUUGGAGACAGGAGCUGCGGUACAAUGUUUUUAGUGGGAACCUGGGCCAGGAUUAACUCAUCUGAGUUUAGAUGGCAGAGAUGGACAAAAACUAACAUACAAUAUUACCACCACCAAGUACCGAAUGAUCUACCUCUGCCAUGCUUUCUAAUCCGGUAUUAGUUAACAAAUUAAAACUCAUAAAAUCAAAUUAAAUGUACAUCGACAAAUGAUUUAAUGCGUGAAUAAUUUAAGCACAUCACGAAAUACUACACCACUAAAUGAAAUAUCUACUUUCCUGAUCACCAGUGCACAACACCUGCAGUGGAUGCUAUUGAAGAGAUAUACUGCAACAACCCAGCCAGCUCAAGUAGACACCACUCCCAGACCCCAGACCCCAUCACCAAACAGAUUACUACUGCUCAACAUCAAUGUUAUCCCUGCCAAAAGUUUAAAAAUCAAUUAACUACAAAGAGGCACAGGUUGGGCAGAGAGGCGGAACCUUUAUCCAGGGUGGAAAUAUCAAGGCAUGGAGGGCAUAGCUUUCAGGCGGGAGAGGUGAGGUUUAAAGGCGAUGAGCAGGGCAAUUUUGUUUUGAAACCAAGAGAGGGAUGGGUGCCUGAAACAUGCUGCCAGGGCAGUGGUGGAGACAGAUACAAUAGUGGGGUUUGUGAGACUUUCUGACAGGCGCAUGGAUGUGCAGCGAAUGGAGGGGUAUGGAUCAUGUGCAGGCGGAAGAGGUUAGUUUAACUGGGCAUCAUGUACGGCGGGACAAACAUUGUGGGCAAAGGGCCUGUGCUGUACUGUUCUACGUAUGUAGGAAGGAACUGUAGAUGCUUGUUUAUACUGAAGAUAGACACAAAUAGCUGGAGUACCUCAGCGAACCAGGCAGCAUCUCAGGAGAGAAGGAAUGGGUAUCGUUCCGUGUCUCGACCCGAAUUGAAGAAGAGUCUCAACCCGAAACGUCACCCAUUCCUAUUCUUCAGAGAUGCCACCGUUCCCGCUGAGCUACUCCUGCUUUUUGUUUCUAACUUCUGUACUGUUCUAUGUUCCAUCUUGAGCACAGUUUAAGGCAUUAAUAUCAAUAUCAAAUGCCAUGUGAUUGGAUUACUUGAAUGUUUUGAACUUCGAACAGUCACAUUUUCCAAUUCUGGCUGUUCCCGGUCAGCAUUCCCUGGGAAGUUUGGAGAGCCCUGGUAUUCGUAGCUGACACUGACACCCAGGGUUGGAAAGGGGCAUUGAAACAUUUAGCUCCUCUUCUCUUCGUACCUGACAUCUUUUGUCUCCUUUUCUUCUCGUCUUUGUUACUCAUCCCACCAUGUGUUAAUCAAACCUGUAUCCACCUAUCACUUGUAUCCACCCAUCACUUGUAUCCAACUCACCAGGCUUUGUCCUGCCCCGUCUCUCUUUUCCAGCUUCCUCCCCUCUACUCUGCCAGUCUGAAGAAGGGUCCCGACCUGAAACGUCGCCUGUCCAUUCUAUCCACAAAUGCUGUCUGAUCAGGAGGGUUCCUCCAGCACUUUGUGUUAUGCUCAAAGUUGCAGCCUAUACAUUUUCUUGUGUCUCUGACAUUAUUUUCAUUGUUCUGUUGCUGGUACAUAUGGCAAUUAAACACUCUAGAUUCCUGCUGUAAGAAUGUGAUUCUUAAAUGUAUAAUUCAUAGCAGGAAUGCUUCUUCUGUUUUAAUAGCUUUUGCAGAUGGGGAAGUAGAUGGGUUUGCACAAUUUCCGGCCAAUGUGCAGACAAAAAGUAAGGGCACUGUAUGCAAUACUCCGGCGUCACUGGCUGAAAGAAAGGAAAAUGAAGAAGCAGCUAGCUGUGACUCUAUACUACAAAGAAGAACAAAGCCCCACCAUCAUAUGAAGCCGGCCUCCACACAAAAUGAUGGUAGUCUACCGGAAACUAACUCGCAUGACCCAUUCAACAAUGUGGGCAUGUCUUCCAAGGAUUGUUUGGAUGGUAGCCAGGAAUGCACUUGUUUUCCAGUGACCUGGAAUGAAAAGAUCAGUGGGAAAAAUGUCUCCAGUCAGGGACCCAAUGCUUUGAAGCGACUGGAUGAACAGAACUACCUCCAGGUGUCUUCCGAAGCACAAGGAAAUUCAUGCAGCAUAACCAGACCUCGGGCGAGUGAAGACAAGCAGAUUUUAACAGGCUACAAGACCAAUGCCCGGUCAUCAGGUGAUUUAGGUUGCACUUGUGAUCCACCCUGGCCACGCCAGUUGCCUUCAUCACAUUGCAACCGAGACCCUGAGGAUGGUCACACUGGCACCAAACCAGGAAGGCGCAGGAGUGAGGAUGAAAGCGUGGCAACUGAGCAGCUCCCGGGUAAACUAGUGUCAGAAAAUAAGGACAAUAUAGCCACGUUAAGUGGCAGCACACAGGCAGUUGAUGCACUGAGAAAACAGGCAAGUAUGUUCUCUCUUGAAUUGUUUUGGUAUGGAGUUGGGCAAGGUGUUCUUGCAACUGUUGUGUUGUGUGAGCAAAAACUGAAGCGGACCAAGGUUGCACAUUACUGCAGCUGUUUUACGGGUGUGACAAUGAUAAAUGCAGUUGUAGAGACCCAGGUUAUGUGCACUCAGGUCAUUGCUAAAUAUAGAAGCAGUUUGGCGUACAUGGUUUCCUAACAGAUAUGAUUGAUUAAAAAGGCAGGCCCGUUUGCAAAUAUGUUUAAAAAGCUUGUUUAAAAUAUGUUUAAAUGCGAGCUCCAUGUAACCACUUCAUCUCUUGAAAAACUCCACAAAGUGCAGGGAUCUGAUUUCCAACAUCUUAAAGUUGGACAAUUCGAAGAACAUUCAAGCCCAGGGAUUUGUAAAUCAGUCACAAUUUUAAAUCUUCUUGAACUUUAUAGCUUGGACAAUCCUUCUACCCAUUAUCCGUGCAACUAUUGCUGUCCUCUUAUUCCAUGUGGAUCUGGAAAUGUUCACCUUUUUUAGGCUUUAUCCAAAUAAUUGAUCAGCAAGUUUGAAAGCUUGUAGUCAUAUGUUAUUAAAGUGCGCUGAAGAGAUUCAUCAGUGUGUUACCUGGGCUCGCGGGCUUGAGUUGUCGGGAGAGGUUGGAUAGGCUAGGACUUUUCCGAAUCCAAGCGGAGAGAUGAAAGGGAUUCUCAAAUUAGUUCUCGUUUCAGACUUGAGUUGCAGUAAAGGUUGGGGUUAGCCUCUGCCGCUUAAAAUGCCUCACAGUUCAUUCAUUCAUCCCACCUGAAGGUUGCAGACGUUAUCACUGUGCUCACAGCCUGCAAAUCAGUGGGGGAGCUGACCAUGAGAAACACUGGGCUGACUGAUGACCUCCUCGAAACACUAGUCAUCGCACUGGUAAACCACAGCCAGUCGCAAGUGGAAACAAUUAACCUCAAUAUAAAUAACCUUGGCCCGCACAGCGCUGAGCUAUUGGUGGAGCUCCUCAAAGCCAAGCCCUCAAUCAAGUGCCUGCUGUUACACGGAAACAAUUUGGGUGACAAAGGCAUUAGCAUUUUGAUGCACGGACUCAUUGACCUCCUUUUGGCCGAAAAUGCAGAAGAAACCAAGACUGGUAAUGUAGAAGGGGAGCAUUCCGAUCGCCAGAGAAAGAGGCUGCAACUAACUGAACUUGACAUUGGUUCAAAUCACCUCACCAAUGAAGGUCUGAAAUGCGUGGCUAUGUUUCUCAGCAUGAACCCACCCCUGGAAUACUUGGGACUGUCCCGGAACGAUGGUGUGGAUUUGACUGGAUGGAGGGGAUUAUUUGACAUUUUGAAGGAUUGUCGGCACAUCUCCCAUCUCCUCCUUGACGAAAAUGUUCUUCGCAACGAAGGGGCAAAAUACUUUGCAAAAGUGCUCCGUGUUAAUAGACGUCUAUGUAAAGUAGACCUGGACGGGAAUGGAAUAGGAGAUGAAGGAGGUCUAGCUCUGUGUGAAGCCUUGUCUUCCAAUCCUGGCCGGUCCCUCAGAUAUCUGAGUCUUGACGGAAAUGAGCUCAGUGGUGGAGUGAAGAGAGAUCUGGACACAUUACUCGCAGAAAAUAAACAGGGGUAGACUACACCAUGGAGACACAAGGAACUGCAGGUGUUGGAAUCUUGGAUCAAGAAAUAAACUGAGGAACUCAGACAGGCAGUAUCUGUGGCGAGAUUAGACAGGCGACAUUUCAGGUCAGGGCACUUCUUCAGACUGAUUGUAGCACGGUUUCAACGCUAAAUGUUUAUUCAUUCCCUGACUGUCUGAAGAAGGGUCUGGAACCAAAACAUCACCUACACACGUCCUCCAGAGAUGUUGCCUGGCCUGCUGUUACUCCAGCAUUUUGUGUUCCUCUACUACUUGAUUCCACUACACUGGGUAAAAGAUACAUUCACCAUAUCUAAUACACUAAUGAUUUUGAACACCUCUGUAAGAUCACCGCUCAAGCCCCUGCGCUUCCAGGAAUGAAGUCCUAGCAUGCCUAACCUCCCCCACGAGCUAAUGCCCUCGAGUCCUGGCAUCAUCCUCGUAAAUCUUCUUUGCAUACUUUCCAGCUUAAUGGCAUCUUUCCUAUGGCAGGGAGGUUCAAAACUGAACACAAUACUCCAGUACAAUGUUCUAAUCAAUGCAAAGCUGAAUGGAAAGUAGCAAGCAGUCAGUACAAUGACGCCAAAUGCAGCCUUUCCAAUAUUCAACUCCCAGUUCAUUUUAUAGCCAAGGGAGCAACAGCAAUACAUUGAUACAUUUGGCCAAACGUCACGACACUCUUGAACCACUCUUACUAAAGCAGCUGGAAGGGCAAAUGUGAAAAAUUGGCCAGUAUCUCAUGGAACACUGCCCAAGUGCAUAUCGUUGGGAAAAUAAAGCAAAAAUAACACUGAUCCCAUGGAAAAUAGUUCCUCAUGACUUACAUUUGAGUAGAAGGCAUCAGGAAGCAGCUUUACACGACUUUAGUUAGACUGCAUUUGGAGUUUUAUUGUGAGUUUCUGGUCACUCCAAUACAGGAAGGCUUUGGAAAGGGUGCAGAGGUUUACCAGAAAGAUACCUGGAUUAGAAGGUAUUAGCGACAAGGAAAUGUUGGACAGACUCGGCUUGUUUUCUCUGGAAUGUUGUGCAGCGACCUGUUAGAAUUAUGAGAGGCAUAGUUAGUGUAGAACCUAUUUCCCAGAAUGGAAAUAUCAAAUACUGGAGGGCAUAGUUUUAAGGUGGAGAGGCAACAUUUAAAGGAGAUGUGUGGGGCAAGUUUUUUUUAAUUUAUUUUAAGCACAGAGGGUGGUGGGUGCCUGGAACUGCUCUGCCAGGAAUGGUGGUGGAGGCACUUACAAUUGUCACAUUUAAAAGGCUUUGGGAUAGGCAAAUGGAUAUGCAGGGAAUGGAGGGAUAUGAAUUAUGUGCCUGCGGGCAGAUAAGAGUUUGCCUUGGCACCAUGUACAGCACGGGCAUUGUGAGCCAAACGGCCUGUUCCUGUGUUGUACUGUUUUAUGUUCCAUGACCAUUUAAUGCAAAGUGAAAAGCAACGUCUCCCAACGCACAAGAGCAGCAGCCAUGGCAACUCCAAGAGAUUGUUAAUGAAUUUGAAGCAGAGUUCAUGGUUUCUGAAUGCAAUUAACAUGCAAAUCCCUGCUCAUCAGUGAAUGACAGCCCGUGGCUAGAGGCAGCUUUCCGCCUAACAUUCGCUUCAGUCAGGUUCUGUCUCUGGAAAACAAGUACUCAAUUUACUGACAACUUUAUUUGUACACUUCACAGUCAGUGAGAUCUUCAUUAACAGAUGUGGACAUUAAUACAACUUACAAUGUCACGUUGCCAUCAAUCUAGCAAAGAAUCUUUGACCCAGCAUACAUACACAGUGGACACAGUUUCUGAAGAGGGGACGCGGCCUAAAACAUCAUCCGUCUACUCCCUCCCCCGAUGCUGCCUGACCCGCUGAAUUCCUCCAGCACUUUGUGAUUUGCUCAAAAUUCCAGCAUCUGCAGUUUCUUGUGUCCACAUACAUCAAAGUGGGCUCAUUGGAAACUUCUAAUGAUAA